This is a messenger RNA of Lolium perenne, 1471 nucleotides long. Its product is annotated as probable auxin efflux carrier component 5b. Gene Ontology annotation, cellular component: plasma membrane; endoplasmic reticulum. The record is from RefSeq and is a predicted model, not a curated record. Gene Ontology annotation, biological process: auxin export across the plasma membrane; auxin polar transport. Gene Ontology annotation, molecular function: auxin efflux transmembrane transporter activity. Lineage: Eukaryota; Viridiplantae; Streptophyta; Magnoliopsida; Poales; Poaceae.
UGAGCCAGUAGUGCAUCACCGACGAUGACUACUUAAUAAACGACCCGAUCGCGCAAUUCAAGUCGUAUUACAUUAGUGAGUGACGAUUCCUAGUGGUGGUUAAAUAAGCCGAUGCACCGAUCGAUCUAGAAAACAAAAUGGCAGCAGCAGCUAGCUCCUGCUUCUGCUCAGUUUGACUUCGGUCGAGCUAGCUAGGUAGGUGUAUUACGAGUUUACGACUUAAUUAGCUUUCGUUGCCUAUCGAGAGAGCUAGCCCGGCCGAGGGAAGAAGAAUGAUAGGGUGGGGGGACGUGUACAGGGUGGUGGCCGCCAUGGCGCCGCUCUACUUCGCCCUGGGCCUCGGCUACGGCUCGGUGCGGUGGUGGAAGCUCUUCACCCCGGACCAGUGCGAGGCCAUCAACCGCCUAGUCAUCUACUUCGCCUUCCCCUUCUUCGGCUUCGACUUCACCGCCCGCGCCGGCCCGUUCGGCGCCGGCUACCGCGUCCUGGCCGCCGACGCUGUCGCCAAGCUCGCCGUCGUGCUCACGAUCGCCGGGUGGGCAGCCGUCAAGGCUGCGAGGCCGGCGCGCCGCGGCGGCCCAUCCUACUCCUGGUGCAUCACCGGCUUCUCGCUGGGGGCGCUCAACAACGCACUCCUCGUGGGCGUGCCGCUGCUCGACGCCAUGUACGGCAAGUGGGCGCGCGACAUCGUCGUGCAGCUCUCGGUGCUGCAGGCCGUCGUGUGGUUCCCGCUGAUGCUGGUGGUGUUCGAGGCGCGGCAGGCCUGGCUGGAGAUGACGCCGGCGUCAGAAGAAGCCGCGUGUGAAGAAGGCGGUCAGGUGGCGCCGGAAAGCGGCGACGUCGACCGGCCAGUGGUAGCUGGAGACCGCCGGAAGACAGCAGCGACGGCGACGGGGUGCGCGUUCUGGCCGCCACUGCUGCGGAAGGUCGGACUCAAGCUGGCCCGCAACCCGAACGUGUACGCCAGCCUCCUUGGGGUAGCGUGGUCUUCCGUGGCAAACAGGUGGCACCUGGAGAUGCCGACCAUCCUGGAUGGCUCGAUUGCGAUCAUGUCAAGGACCGGCAUUGGAAUGGGGAUGUUUAGCAUGGGCUUGUUCAUAGGACUACAGGACAAGUUCAUCGUGUGUGGACCAGGCUUGAUGGUGUUGAGCAUGGUGCUGAGAUUUGUCGCGGCUCCAGCAGCCACCGCCGUUGGUGCCCUAAUUUUAGGGCUUCGCGGUGACCUUCUGCGUGUUGCUAUCUUGCAGGCUGCACUGCCUCAGUCUGUCGCAACAUUUAGCUUCGCGCGAGAGUAUGACCUGCAUGCUGGUGUGCUCAGUACUGCGAUUAUAAUCACCACGUUGGCUUCACUACCCGUAUUAACUACAUAUUAUGUUCUUCUAGGGCUUGUAAGAUAGAUAGACUUAUUAGUUCCUCUACUUUAAGUUGUGUUGCUUCAUUUUUCAGUGUAUAUCUAAACAAAAAUUGAUUA